Messenger RNA from Knipowitschia caucasica, 738 nucleotides. NCBI's taxonomy places the organism in Eukaryota, Metazoa, Chordata, Actinopteri, Gobiiformes, Gobiidae. The record is from the annotation of a GenBank genome assembly.
AUGCAGCCAGAAGAACGACCCUGGUCAGCUCGAAGGCUUCUGUUUGGGAAGACCCUGCGGAAGUCCAUCAGAGAGUGUUCAUCAUCAACCACACAAACAAUACAAUAUAACUUAAGUCCAAAUAUCCCAAAGACUGAAGGGAGGAAGCUGUAUUUUGACACGCACACUGUGGUCUGUGUUCUGGAAGACAAUGGCUUCACGACGCAGCAAGCUGAAGCCUUGGUCAGCAUUUUGGUCCAAAUGUCAAACUCCAAUAUGGAUAUUAUUUACGCCGACAUGGUCACUAAAGUGCAACAGGAGAUUAUGUUGCAGCGAGUAAUGUCUCAAAUUUCAUCUGUUAAGAAGGACAUGAUUAUUCUUGAAAAGAGCGAGUUUUCCACAUUAUUAGCAGAGAAUGAGAAACUGAAAAUCCAGUUAUUGCAGCUCAAAGUCCAGAUUGCAGAUAUUAUGAACAAAGUGCGCUCUGACAAUCUUAUGGACAUGAAUUUGGAGAAAAGUCGAGUAAAGGAGUUGAAAGCGGAACAUGACAAGAGACUCUUGGAAACACGAACGGAAAUAAUGGAAAUGACUGCUGAACAUGAGUGCCACCUCACUCAGACCAAUAUGAAGAUCGACACUGAAGUCGCCGGGUUAAAAACUAUGUUGGAGUCUCAUAAGUUGGAUACAAUCAAAUAUAUGGCAGGGUCGAUAUUCACAUGUCUCACUGUGGUGCUCGGCUUUUACCGUAUUUGGAUGUGA